Caenorhabditis auriculariae is the source of this 3244-nucleotide messenger RNA. The record is from the annotation of a GenBank genome assembly. Lineage: Eukaryota; Metazoa; Nematoda; Chromadorea; Rhabditida; Rhabditidae.
AUGACCGCAGAAUGGGGCAAGAAGUUGGAAGAACGUCUUCUCCACUACAUGAGCAUUGACUCAACCACCGGCAACGAAGGUUAGUCCAUAAUAUCAAACUUCAAUUUUUCUUGGAGAUCAUUUCGACGAGAAAAGAAUGAGAUUUCGGAAACCCUGGAAUCUUUGUAGAAGCCUUUGGAAACGCGGUCUGCGACGAUUUAUCAUUCCACGGGUUCUCCGUCGUCCGUCAGCCGAUCGGCGAGGGUUCGACGCGCUUCAAUGUUCUCGCUACUUUCAAAGAUGCGAAGCCUCCUGGUAAUUGUUCAUGAGUGAUAUUCACUGUGGCUAAGAAACAGUUUAGAAAUGAAAAGAAAUUGUUAUGUUAAAAGCAAAUAGCAACUCAGUCUUUCCGCUCGCAAAUUUUUUCCUUACGCGACAGCGAUAAAUCAGGUGAAUUGCUUAUCGUUGGCAAUUCAGAACAUUUCAGUGGCUGAUGAAGUUACCUGUGGAACGAAAAAAGUACACUCUCAUAACCGUCCUCACGAAGAAAGAGAAAACUGCGGACAUGUGACAUUUUAGCAAAUGAACGUUACAGAACAGUCUGAAUUGGUAAUAGCAACCUAAUGGAAGGGAACGAGAAAAUUAAAUGAUUUUCUGGCCAAUUGCACUUAGAAAUAGAUGAUGUUUGAAAAAGAGAACGAAGCGUAUUUUUAACAAGGGUGCUAUUUCGAAUUAAAACAAGAAUAUCAACAGUUUGCCAAAAAAGUGUAAGGGACUUUUCUAAUAAAGAAAGUCAUCAUCUUUCUUUUUUUGGUUCACCAUGAAGAUAGGUCAAAAAAACUCUUUAUUAAAUGAUAUGAAAUUUCUUGAAUUUCCCGCUUUUCAUGGCGCUUAUUAAGAAUUUGUAAAUUUGCGUGAAUUCUGAGAAGUACGGUCUUAGAUUCCCUUUCCUGUUUACUAGAAAUCUCAAUAGUUGAGGAAUCUCAGAAAUACGAUUUUUUGAGCGAUUUCUGGGAGAUUCAGAUAGCAGAAGGUGAGAUAGUUCGCCUCGUGGAUUUUUCUUAUUUCCACUUUUAAAAACUUAACUUUGUUUGCAGACGUCAAAGUCUUGCUCAACACUCACCUCGACACUGUGCCACCUUAUUUCAAAGCGACUCAAGACGCGGAGAACAUUUACGGGCGAGGAUCAAACGAUGCCAAAGGUUUUGUUUGAAAUUGCCUUCACGUUUUUUGCAUUUGGAGUCAAAAAUCAAGUUGUGAAUAGGCCAACUCGCAUGUAUGGUAAGUGCUGCAAUUAUCAUCUCGACGAUGAACAAGGAGUUGGCGAGCCGUCUGGGUCUUCUUUUCGUCGUCGGCGAGGAAGUCGAUCACGUUGGCAUGGAGGUCAUUCUUCAUUUCCUUCUCCGAACGAUCUUUGAACCACGAUUUUCUCAACGUUUCGAUAUUUCUUCUCAUUAAAAUUCAAAGUUUCAACAUAAAGAAAGAGAAAAUGAGUGAUUCUCAAAAGACCAUUGAGUUCAAGUAGAAUCUGCAUGUUUGCAGGCGGCUAAUGCGCUGGACCUUCAUCCCACGCACUUGAUCGUAGGAGAACCAACGGAAUUGAAGUUCGGCACAAUUCAAAAGGGUGCCCUGAAAGUACAAACUGCUUUGCCCUAUAGUCUAUUCAAACUCUUCUUCGCGAGCGUCUUUCAAAUGUGUUUUUUAAAUAAUUCAGACCCCGUUUCCUUACGAAAGAAUUUCUUGACCUCUGGUUUUUGCGAAACUCUCCAUAGCAAAGUUGCAAUAAAACAAAACUUUGGCCAUUUUUCAGAAACAGUUUAGGGUUCUUUUUUCUUAGCACACAAAAGGCUGACUUUGAAUCUUUCAGUGUCCGGUAAAUGCUGUCAUUCAUGUCAAGAGCGGUAAUCAAUUAAGCUCAGGUCGACUGAGUUCAUCGGAGAAAAUCGGCUUAGACGUUGAAAAAAAUUGGAUGGACGCGCAGAGACCGCAACAUCGGAACAAAUUUUCUGCAAAUUUUAUAGUCUGUACAAAAAGUCUUGCUAGGGUAUUAAAACAAUGACUGACAGAUUUUGAUGAGUGAAAAUUUUCUAAUUAUUCUCAAUUUUCUGAUAAUAAAAAAAAUAGACGAAGACGCUGCCAAAAUCCUAGAGAACUUUUUUCAAAGAAAUCUUCCAAACUCUGAUAUUCUACAAAACGUUUAAUUUCGAGUGUUUUUGAGCAAAACAUGGUUUCAGAUAAGAUUGAAUGUCCGUGGAGUUGCGGGUCACUCCGGCUACUUGGAUUCUGGGAAAAGCGCGAUUCACGUCCUCGUCAAGGUUCUCAACGACAUUAUGGCAUACAGUUGGCCGCAAGAUGAGCGUUUUGGUAGAGAUAUAUCUGUCCAAAAUUUUCGCACGAUUUCUCAACUCCUCCAGGCGCCACCACUUACAAUAUCGGAAAAAUCUGCGGAGGCCAGGCGCUGAACGCGUGGGCCGAGAACGCUUCUGCUGAUUUGUUUUUCCGAAUAACCACGUCGAGAGACGAAGUAAAGGCCACGCUGGCGGGAAUCUUAAACGGCAAGUUCCGAUGCUAUCGUCGGUUCAAAUCUUUGGUCGAAACUUGAAGUUUGCAGGCCGUGCUGAGAUGGAACUUCUCAGUGGAAACGAUCCCGUUUUGCUUGAUACUCCACCUUUUGAGGCGCCAACGGCGGCUGUCGCUUUUAACACCGACUUACCCUACUUCAACUACAGAGACAAGCUUCAAGGUGUGAAAAAAACUGGAACAACACUCAGGAAUAACAUCAAAAUAAUGAUUGAUCAUUUCUCUCAAACAGAAAAGGCUAUGAACGUUUUUCAUUGGAUACUUUUCGAGAAAAAAGCUCUUUUUUUAUUCCCAAGCUCUUAAAAAAAAUUUUAGGGGAAUUUUCUUUAGACUAUAUAAUGAAAGCUUGAUAAAAUAUUUGUACAGUCUUUUGAAUAUGACACACCAAAACUUCGUCGACUUUAAACUGGUAGUUUAACGGAAGCAUGAUUUGCGUGUUCUAAUACGUAAGCCUGCACAGUUGCCUGAAGAAUUUUUGACUGGAUAAUUCACUUCUGCUCAUUUAGGAGAGCAAAAGAAUACACUUUUCGUACUCUCUGCGAUAAAAAUUGUUUAAGGACGAUAUUUGUUUGGCGCUGGUUCUAUCAGAAACGCCCACUCAAUGGACGAAUUCAUGCCGAAGAAGGAACUUCACGAGUGUACGAGCACUUUGAUCCGGCUAAUCAAAGCGUUGUCCGACGACUGA